Messenger RNA from Gekko japonicus, 686 nucleotides. It is a transcript of the gene NDUFA11, whose product is annotated as NADH:ubiquinone oxidoreductase subunit A11. The transcript has 4 exons. NCBI's taxonomy places the organism in Eukaryota, Metazoa, Chordata, Lepidosauria, Squamata, Gekkonidae. Bases 59 to 466 code for a protein of 135 amino acids. Gene Ontology annotation, biological process: mitochondrial respiratory chain complex I assembly. The record is from RefSeq and is a predicted model, not a curated record.
GCUGGCCGAGUCUCGCGGUGUUUUCGGAGCCGCUGCUGCCACCACCGCCGCCGCUACCAUGUCCGGCUACUGGGACAUCCCGGAGGGCACUAACUGCCCGCGCAAGACCUGGUUGCUGGGGCGCCUCGGGGCCGGGCUCGGUUUGUUCGGCUCAGCUUACCACAUGGUUCUGUUCCCGCCGGACACAACCCUGCAGGUGGUUCAGAGGGCCUCGAUGGCUACGGUGACGAUGGCUACCAUUGGAGCCGUAUUUGGGUUGACCACGUGUCUCAGCGCGCAGAUCCGAGAGGCGCCAGACGACCCUCUGAACUACUUCAUAGGCGGCUGCGCAUCUGGCACCAUCCUCGGAGCCAGAGCUCACAGCUUUGCCACUGGCACAACGGCGUGUCUCAGCCUCGGCCUCGUGGCUACACUUACUAAAAUUGGCAAGAGGGAUGGCUGGCAGGUGACCUUUCCCCGAGCGUAACCCUGGAGCCUUCCCCCUGUGUCCUGUCCAGUAGAGGUCAUGCUGUGUGCCGCAGCCCUGGGCAUUGGCUGAGAUCCACAGAGAACCCUGGCUGCUCCGUGUCUGAACGGCCUGGGGCUGGUGUGCAGCCAGACCGGUCUUUGUGAUGGUGGAAGCUUCAGUGCCGAUACAGAGACCACCACCCUGGAGUCCUUCAUCCCUCCAGACUGAAGCUGCUCGA